UGACCGUGUUCUGUUACAAAAAAGCAGGUGGGCGAAAAAAUUAAACGGGGACUGCGGACUGCUGGACUGCGAAAUAUUAAAUAUUAUCAAAAGGAAAAAAAGACAGGCAGUCGCGUGUGAAGCGCGCGCGCGGUUCGGCGGCAGCAGCAGGGCAUACAAAUUAUGCGAAAGGGCAUCCUCCACAGACAAACAAUUAACAGAAACGACGACGCCGCCGACAAAUAUGCAGAACAUACAGAAUUCAACAGCAUCAACGUCAUCGUCAUCCGGGGUAUCGAGGACAGGAUGUGUUGCAGCAUCAUCCUCAUCAGAUAGCAGCGGGGCGAGAGCGGAGGCAAAAUCCAGCAAAAUCAGUGAUGGAGGCGGCGGCGUCAUCGGCAGUGGCGGGUCCAGCGGCGAUAGCUGCACCCUCCACGAUCCGGCAGCGGCGGUGAGAACAGCCACAAAGCAACAGCAUCAGGAGCAGCCAUUGACCAUACACUAUCUGGCCAGCUUCCAUGAGAUCUGCGUGGUGACCGCCCUGCUGCCACUGGUGACUCUCUUCACCUGCUUUGUGACCGCCUACGUCUUCCAGUACGACGAUGUACACGAGACACAUUGCCGCGUCUACAAUAUAAUACCCUCGAUAAGUGCAAUUACGGGCGUAAGUCCGCAGCGCUACUUCUGGCGUUUUAGCAUUGCGCUGCACAUCGGACCACGAAUACCCAUUGCCUUUGUCUACAAGAACUACUAUCGGUCGCAGCUGAAGCGGCUCAGCCCAGAGUUGGUGCCACAGGCCAGCUGGCUGAUCAGCCUUAUUCUGGUGCUCAAUUGCAUUGAGAUAGCGUCCCUCGGCGGCGUUACCUAUAUAUCAAAUCGGGAGAACUAUCCCGUGCACGAGAGAAUCUUCAUCACGUUCAUGGUUUGUUCGCUGUGCUAUAUGCUGGCCACCAUCAAGCUGAAUGGAAUACUCAAUGCUGGCCAGUCACUGAAUGUUCAGCAGCAGCAGUCCAUAAAGUGGAAGAAGUUCUUCUUUGUGGCCUCUAUACUGAGCACCAUCGGUCUGUUGGUCUUCUUUGCCAAACAUCGCUUCUACUGUCACGAUUUGGCCUUUAGCUGGUUUGCAUUCUUCGAGUACUUGAUUGCCAUUGCCAAUAUGCUGUAUCAUUUCACGAUCAUCUGGGACUUUCCGUCGCAGUACAUGGUGAUUUUGCAGGGGCCGCUGGAGAAUAUAUCGCAGUACUUGAGCAGCAGGCCGAAAACUGACUAGAUCUGGGAUAUGCUUCCUCCAUGCGUUCGUUUGAUUUCUCGUGCUUGCUCUCCUACCGUGUACAGUGUCUGUAUAAUUCCCAUACGAAACGUACAAUUAUUGAUCUUCUGCAACUUUAAAGUUUAAACCUAAGCGCUUCCAUUGCAAACACAAAACAUUCUAUUUUUCCCUCAACUUUCUCUCUCUCCCUCUACA
Messenger RNA from Drosophila guanche, 1444 nucleotides. RefSeq names its product post-GPI attachment to proteins factor 2-like. Gene Ontology annotation, cellular component: Golgi membrane; endoplasmic reticulum membrane. Gene Ontology annotation, biological process: GPI anchor biosynthetic process. The record is from RefSeq and is a predicted model, not a curated record. NCBI's taxonomy places the organism in Eukaryota, Metazoa, Arthropoda, Insecta, Diptera, Drosophilidae. The coding region runs from base 224 to 1249 and encodes 341 amino acids. The transcript has 5 exons.